Molecule: messenger RNA, 1391 nt
Organism: Prorocentrum cordatum
Lineage: Eukaryota; Dinophyceae; Prorocentrales; Prorocentraceae
Source: the annotation of a GenBank genome assembly
AUGGGCGAAGCUCAGGACAUUUUCAAGCAGGGCCACGAGGCCAAAGGCUUGAAGCUCUCGCUGUUCGACAACCCCGACGACCCGACCAGCAAGAUACUGGUGGUGCUGUUCAACGAUGCCGCCAAGCUCGGCGACAACGUGGGCGUCGUCGUCGAGCGCGGCGUCUCGCGCGCCACAUCCGAGGACGAGUGCGGGCUGAUCAACGAGACCCAGCUGUUGGUGACCUGGGGCAGGGGCUGCUUCUCCGAGAUGGCGCGCCCGAGUGGGCUAGGGGAAACCCAGUGCAAGCGAUGCCGCCUGCAGAAAAUCAAUUGCGACGCGUGCGUCCCCGAGGCCCUCCCCCCCGACGGCGGCGCGAACGCCCCCGCGGGCGAUGGCGCGGCGCUGGGUGGUGAUGUUCCAGCGUUUCGGGAGGCGGCGGCGGAGGACAGGCCUGCAAGGUGCGGCUAUUGGAUCAAGCUACCUAAGUGGAGGUGGGGCUUCGUCGCGACCUUCGCCGAGUGCAGGGCCGACGACGAUGGCGAGAGCGAGGGCGAGGUCGUGCCCAGGGGGGCCGUCGAGAGUGCGCUGCGGGAGAUGCCCAGGGCCAUCGACCUUGCCACAAUCGCGAGUGGGCUGAACAGCCCAGGGCACAGGGGGGCGCGGCUGAAGACCAGGAGGGGCCAGUGCAGCGCUUCAUCCAACCAGGCCGAGAUCGACGCUGCGGGGCUCGUCGCGAAGCGCCUCGACUUGGCUGCGUGCGCCGAGGACUUGGCGAAGCCCGAUCUCUUGCGCACGCUGCCCCAGGAAGUGUUCGAGAUCAAGAUGGCUGCUAUGUGCGCGACGGACAUGGUAUUGCUGGUGUCGCUGGCGGUGGGGAUCAGCAGCCGAGCCGCGCUUGCCGUGGGCGCGGAGAUGUCCAGCGGCAGUUCCGAGGAUGUCGCGAGGUUCGUCGAGAUCGUAUUGCCGAUAAAGCCGCCGACGACUCAUGCCGAAGGGGAUUUCGAUGCUUCCGGUGGCGACGCUGGCUUUGAUUGGCGGGGCCCUUGCGGGUGCCGCGUCCCCGGCGACCCGAAGUCGCUGGUGCUGGUCAACGUCGCGCUCCACGUCGCAGUGAGUAGAACAGUUCAGCAUAUUGACGGCGUUCUGAUCAAAUCAAUGGGGGAUGCCGUGGAGGAGGAAGUCCAGUUGAGCGUAAACUCUGUGGUGGAGUGUCUGGGGGCCGUCCAGUACGUCGUGGACCUUGGCCCGCUGAGCUUCAAUUUCGCGUCGGGCUUUGACGCGAUGUCUUCUGCCGAGCCGAGCGCGUCCGACUCCCAUUGGAGGGGCCUCGGGUGCCUGUUCAACGAGCGGAUGAGCGAGCUGCCAUUGUUCCAGAGCAGCGUCGCGCCCAUCAGGAAGACCAAGGUGAG